Messenger RNA from Diversispora eburnea, 419 nucleotides. The record is from the annotation of a GenBank genome assembly. Lineage: Eukaryota; Fungi; Glomeromycota; Glomeromycetes; Diversisporales; Diversisporaceae.
GAAAAGUUAAAGAAGAUUCAGCUCCAAAGAUCUCACUAGUUACAGUAGAAGUAUCUAAGGAACCUAGUAAACCUGAAGUUCAUGUUGGUGAUGUCAUUAAGACUCAAGUUCCAGAGAAAGAACCUGCUCCAGUAGAAAAGUCGAAAAAGAUUGGUAUAAAAGUAAAAAGGCUAUCUACUGUUAGUAUGAUUAAUGUUCAUGAUAAAAAUAAGAAAGUAGUAGAAGAAAUAUCUAACUUUCCUUUUGAAGAUAACCAAAAGGUUAGAGUCCUGGUGAAAUUCAGAAAACUUCUUUUUCAACCUUUUGAAAGUGAUAGACUGGUAAUUGUAGAAAGUCUGAAAGACCCAGAUGAAGAGAACGGAACUGAAUCUAAUACUGAAAAUGAAGAAGAAUUUCAAGAAGAAGAAUUAGAUAAAUAA